AUAUUUUGUUACGUAUUUCAAGUUCAAGUUUCAACUCUCAUUGGUUUAUAAUUUUGUAUCAUGAUCUUAUUUAUUCGUGUUCUUGUUCAAUAGCGUAGGUAUGUAGGUAUAUCUCACCGUAUACAUUCAUCAAGCUAUAUUUGGACAUCACUAUAUAUAUAUGUCUAUAUCUCCAAAAAACCAUACCUAUGGUCAGAUUAAAUUUUUAUAACCCGUCGUUGGUGGAUAGAAGACGCCUUUGACCCGGUGCGACAAGAAGUUCAGUUUGAGUCAAGGUGCUGAUUUAGCAACAAUCUUUAAGAUUUGAAUACUUCUCUGUGUGUAACCAAGAAUUAAGGCAUGGAUGUGGCGCAUUGCUACCUGGAAGGCAACGCCGAUGCGGUGGAGUUUUGCCCACACGACUCCUACCACCAUGUUUUAGCGGCUUCAACGUAUACGCUGCAAGAGGGUGAUCAGCCUAGUAGAUCAGGAAGCGUUUCACUGUUCAAUAUUGAUGCUGAGUUCGGGCGUCUUGAAUUGGGUCAUCGUGUGGACACGGCUGGGAUUUUUGAUAUAAAGUGGAGCCCAGCUGGAAGCACUGCUGUUCCUUCGUUAGCUCAAGCUGAUGCUGAUGGGUACUUGAGACUCUAUGGUUUGGAAAGCGGUUCAAGUGGAGCCGAAGCUCUGGGGGGUUCUUUGACAGAAAUCAAUGCUGAAAAAAUAAGUUCUUCCAUGUGCCUUUUCCUGGACUGGAAUCCCUCGGCAACAUGCAUCUCUGUGGGCCUCUCAGAUGGUUCUAUCUCAAUAAUUUCCCUGAGAGAGUCCCAAUUAGAUAUAUGUCAAGAAUGGAAAGCACAUGAAUUUGAGCUUUGGUCAACUUCCUUUGAUAUCCAUCAGCCACAACUGGUGUACACAGGCUCUGAUGACUGUAAAUUCAGCUGUUGGGAUUUGCGGGAUAGUCCUUCAAAGUUGGCAUUUCAGAAUUCCAAGGUCCAUAAGAUGGGUGUUUGUUGCAUUGCAAAGAGCCCCAGUGACCCUAAUUUAGUUCUCACUGGCAGCUAUGAUGAGCACCUGAGACUAUGGGAUGUGAGAUCAAUAAUCAAGCCUGUUAAUGAAACUUCAAUUUGUCUAGGGGGAGGAGUCUGGAGAAUCAAGCACCAUCCCUCAGUACCAGGUCUGGUCCUGGCAGCUUGUAUGCACAAUGGGUUUGCAGUUGUCAAGACCAAAGGUGAGGAACCUGAAGUUAUUGAAACUUACAGUAAGCAUGAAUCACUUGCAUAUGGAGCAGAUUGGCAGAGAGGGGACUUGUGUCGGAAAGGCCAAAACAAUGGUGGUUCUGUGGUGGCCACAUGCUCUUUCUAUGACCGUCUUCUGCGGAUAUGGACGACAGAGAGUAAUCUUGUUGCAUGACUCUGCAUUUGAAAGCAUUUUCUUUAGCUGAGAUUGGAAAGGUCAUAUGUAUCACCUCCACUGAACCUUUCUUCGAAUUUUAUCAGGCAUGUUGUAGGCCCUUCUCAUAUCACAGAGAAGACAGAAUCAUUAUCUAAGCCAGUGCUCUAAGAAAAAUUCUUGGGUACUUUCAUUACUGGAGUGGGGAAAGAUCCCAGACCACACCUAACUCUGUAAAUGCUGGUGUCAGCUCUACUCUUUCUUAUUCUUACAAUGUUUCUCUGUUUGAAUGCAUUAAUCUUGCACUUUGUCUUCUCCAUUGUUCUAUUCAAAGAUGAUCAAGUUUGGUC
Messenger RNA from Vitis vinifera (wine grape), 1718 nucleotides. RefSeq lists its product as uncharacterized. The coding region runs from base 340 to 1389 and encodes 349 amino acids. The record is from RefSeq and is a predicted model, not a curated record. NCBI's taxonomy places the organism in Eukaryota, Viridiplantae, Streptophyta, Magnoliopsida, Vitales, Vitaceae. The transcript is spliced from 3 exons. Gene Ontology annotation, molecular function: protein binding.